AUGCAUCCUGCAGCACUCUGGACGGCCAUGUUCGGCCUGGGUGUUGCUUACCAACUUGUGCCUGAUGAUCCGCUCAUAGACACGGAACAAUGCAAACGGGACUUUUCUCUCAUGAAAGAACUGGGUGUCAACACGAUCCGAGUUUACCAUGUAGAUGCCAAGGCUAAGCAUGAUGGCUGCAUGAGGGCAUUGGAUGACGCUGGAAUCUAUCUCUUGGUUGAUAUGGAUACAUUUGGCACAUACAUUGAGUCCAAGGAUCUUUACUGGAACUCCACUCAGUAUGAAAGGUAUUCACAAGUGAUGGACGCCUUCCAUAGCUACGACAAUGUUCUAGGCUUCUUUGUUGGCAACGAAAAUAUUGCGACGAAGGACGAUUCUCCAGCAGCUCCAUUCCUCAAGGCCGCUGCUCGUGAUAUGAAGGUCUAUCGAGACAACAAGGGCUAUCGCAAUAUCCCUAUCGGCUACUCAGCCGCGGAUAUUGUGCAACUUCGUCCAAUGCUGCAAGACUAUCUCACCUGCGGAGGAAAUUCAUCUGAGAUUGUCGAUUUCUUCGCUCUCAACUCCUAUUCUUGGUGCGACCCCAGCACAUUCGAAGCGUCUAGCUACGACAAGCUACAAGAAUACGCCAAGAAUUUCCCCGUUCCAAUCUUUUUUAGUGAAACAGGUUGCAAUGUUCCCGGCCCCCGAAAGUGGGAUGAUCAGGAUGCCAUCUUUGCCAAGCCCAUGGUUGAUGACUGGAGCGGUGCCAUCAUUUACGAGUGGAUUGAGGAACAAAACCACUACGGCCUCAUUUCAUACGGACCCAAGGGCGAUGCUUCCCAGCCAGGCGAGAACGUUUUUGACGGCUUCACUCGCAAAGGCACUCCGACCCCAAUCAGUCCUGAUUUUGACAAUCUCAAGACUAAAUGGGCGAGUAUGCAGCCUACUGGUGUGGUGAAAAAUGACUACGAUCCCAAACAAGUGUCGACUCGACCUUGCCCAACUUCAACCGCAGACGGAUGGUGGCAGGUGAAUGGAAACGUAGAGCUGCCAACGCUCGGCGAGACCUUGACUGGCACGUUUACAAGCCAAGCCAGUACCACCGCAAGCCCAUCAGAGAAGCCGAAACCCAGCAACAGUGGCAACCGUGGCCAGGGUGGUGGCAAUAGCGGUGGCAGUGGGAGUGGCAGUGGGAGUGGCAGUGAUAAUGACGGUGAUGGUGACAGAAAUGGUAGUGGUGGUGGCAAGAAGGACGAGGACAAUGCUGCUUCUCCUGACAGACACCUCGCUGCCGCUGGAGCUAGCAUUGCGGCCGCCGUGCUGGUCCUCGCGCUCGCAUUGUAA
Molecule: messenger RNA, 1323 nt
Organism: Metarhizium brunneum ARSEF 3297
Lineage: Eukaryota; Fungi; Ascomycota; Sordariomycetes; Hypocreales; Clavicipitaceae
Source: RefSeq, a predicted model, not a curated record